Molecule: messenger RNA, 1096 nt
Organism: Folsomia candida
Lineage: Eukaryota; Metazoa; Arthropoda; Collembola; Entomobryomorpha; Isotomidae
Product: enoyl-CoA delta isomerase 2
Exons: 7
Coding region: 150-1007 (285 amino acids)
Source: RefSeq, a predicted model, not a curated record
AGCAAACAAAACAACUUAUGCUACCAAAUUCAGUUGACGGCUAAUUACCUACAUAAGUCAUUUAAAAUUAAGCCAGUUAAAAUAAUAACAAGUCUGUUCAAAAUUGCGUAAAGUAAUAAUUCUUGCAUAAAUUUAUACUAACAAUUAAAAUGGUUGGGAAACAUCUCAUCACGAGGUUUGCAAGUCGUGGUGCUUUCUCCACUGUGGGAAAUGCAUACCCAAAUUAUGGAGUGCGAGCUUUCUCCGUGUCACCAAUAAGACGAGAUGACGUUGAUGUCACGGUCGAAGGAGGAAUUCGAACCAUUACGAUGAACCGACUCAGCAAACAUAACGCCAUCACGGAUCAGAUGUAUCGCCAAAUGGGAAAGUCUCUCUUGGAAAGUAAUCGUGACGAAGCCACUAAAAUUGUAGUGAUAACCGGCGUCGGAGAAAAGUACUUCACUAGCGGGUAUGACCUCAAAAAUCUUAUUCAGGAUUACAAUAAUCGCGUCCCUGCCGGAGCGAAUGGUGCCACGGUUUUUAUCAGCUCUCUCAUCGAAUGUAAGAAACCACUGAUUGGACUGGUUAAUGGGAGUGCGGUCGGAAUCGGGGUCACUUUAUUGGCACAUUGCGAAGCAGUUUAUGCAAGUGAUCAGGCGCAUUUUAACACACCUUUCAUCAAACUAGGGAUUCCUCCAGAGUGUUGUUCUUCCUACCUGUUUCCUAAAAUAGUCGGUCACGCCAAGGCAGGAGCUUUACUGCAUUUUAAUGACACCUGGACUGCACAAGAAGCAUACGAGUACGGUCUCGUAACUCGAGUAUUUCCACAAGACAAAUUUAAAACGGAAGCUUGGAAAUUGGUGAAAAAAAUGGCGGAGCAUCCAGCCGAGACCCUGCUAAAUUCCAAAGCGCUACUGAGAGACAAAGAACGUCCCCUACUUCGUAAGGUGUUUGAAGAGGAAAAUUCCAAAUUCGAUGUUGAAGUGGUUGGACAAUCAGCCAUGAAGUUGAUCGCAUCCAGAAAGUGAAAGUCGCGUCAUCAACCCUAACUUUACUGCUCAGAUAUUACCGUAAUUAUGUCGCUUAUAAUGUCCAAACAAAUCAAUAAUGACUGCUA